Varroa destructor (honeybee mite) is the source of this 7372-nucleotide messenger RNA. Its product is annotated as tetratricopeptide repeat protein 39B-like. Gene Ontology annotation, molecular function: protein binding. The record is from RefSeq and is a predicted model, not a curated record. Lineage: Eukaryota; Metazoa; Arthropoda; Arachnida; Mesostigmata; Varroidae.
UAUAACAUAUUCACUGCAGACAUAAGGUGCACUAUGUUCAUAAAUUGGACUCACCGCAAAAGAGCGAACAAUCAUCUACGUUUCGCUUAAAAACAAACGGCCAUAUUUGUAGGCUACGAGAAUCGCCAGGAGCUUCAUCACUUCUAUCGAGCGCGCAAGGAGUGUUCGGAGAAUCGCCAGGAGCUUCAUCACUUCUAUCGAGCGCGCAAGGAGUGUUCGGAGAAUCGCUAAGAAUCGGCUCUCUGCUGGAACGAGAUUCACGACCUGUGAAAGUACGAACUAAUUUAGACGGCUCAGCGCUAGGAUGACCCGACGUCGACUUGCUGCGGGAAUCGGGACCAAAUAGGCGAGCACGCGGUGUCUGCAGAUAUUUCGCUCGAUAAUUCUCGCCAAUUCCCUGCAAAACAACGCUUAAAACUACUGGAAGUAACACUCGAAAGAUGGAAGAAAGUUUAAUUAAAUAGACCGUAUAUAUCCAGCAUGUUUGAUAGAAUAUAUUACUUUUUACGUAUUGCACGUGAGAAAACCUACCCUGGCACUCUUAAUGGAGGGUUCUUGCUGUUAAACGCGGCGAUCAGAAUACUUAUUGUUCUAGAUAAUGUAUGUAGAAGGUCCUUCCAAAACAAUGUGCUACAGUUGUGUGCAGCUUCUCUUUGGCAGACCAGAUUGGCUGUUUUUUUGACAUUUUUUUCCUGUCACUGGAGUUAUCAUAUCAUAGUAGUGUUUUUUGCCAAGCUUUUAUCUUCUAACCUGGUACGCCUUUGCCGUGAAGCGGGUCUAUUUAAAGGAAAAAAGGCAAAUGAAUGCAAGUAAAGCAGCUGCGGCAGCAGAAACCGACCCGUAGGACGGCAGCAAACUGGCAAGACGAAACACGACUAAAGGACUAUAUGAGCUCACACUCCAAAUAUUUGUCCUGUACGCUAUUUUUCCAUGCGUUCGCUCCAAUAGGUCACUCGAUUCUCUCGUGCGCUGCAAGACGAGCACGGUUGUCAUGCAGACGAACUAUAUGCUCCUUUAUAGUCUGUUAUGCUCUGCUCUGUCUUUACGCCGUGGUACCCAGGUCUAACAUGCUAGAAAAGGGGAUGAGAUACCGUUAUUGCUUGCCGGCUUCGACUUGACAGCCGUCUUCCGUUCGCCAUCGGCUGGUAAAAAACGCCUUCGAAAAGAAGCGUUCCUCUCCCUAGAAAUGGGAGAAAAACUAGGUCGGUACCAAGUCCACGUUCAGUUGAACGAUAAAGCGGGGCAUCGUUUUUCGAUUUAGUUAAACGAGCUUCCUAACAUUUUGCCCCUAUUCUCUCACAGGUCUUUACGCAUGCUUAACUUCGCACACAAUCUUCAAUCUCAUACGAAGGUUUGGCGCAUUUGACUAUGAAACCCGACCAGGCCCACAGCUCGAACCAUUGCGGCUGUAUAUAGUUUGCUUUAAUACUAUUGCAUAUGUUCACAGGAUUGCAGGUGUUUUUAGCCUUAUAGCAAGUGCUUAGGAAUGCUGUUAUAGUUUGCUUCGAGACUAGUUUUAGCUACUGAAUAAGCAGACACUGACGAACGCGUGUAAAUAGAAAAAGUACGCAUAUCAUCAAUGUGUUAUAAGAUGCGUAUAAAUAUAUGAUACCAUUUAGUGUUUAAACUCGUUAUACCUAACCAGCUAACAGGCAGAAAUGUUAACGGUAGUGAGAUCGUAGGUCCUCUGUUACCGCAACAGGUAAUGUUAGGGAACUGACAUUGAAUUGUGAAUUUAGUAGGCACUGAGACAGUACAAUGACUCUAAGAAACUGGGUAGAAAGAAAAACUCUUUAGGUAUUGUUUCAUGUAUGUUAAGUCACACUCGGCCCAAAUAUCGAAAGUUGAAGCUUUAAACCGCCCAAUGUCGAGUAUUCGUUGUGUUGGCCUCAGUAAAUGGUGUUUAGUUUAAAGGUAAUAUCUGCGUCGGUAGUUGUGCUCGCAAGCAUGCUCACACCGUAUUGUUUCGUCUAAUAUGUCGAUAGGAGUGGCUGCAAGCUGUCAUUGAAGGGGGGUACACAAUCUUCCGGCUUAUGGCCGCUUGCUACAGCGUUGCAGCACCCGUGGCUAACUAAGUUCUGGAUUGGCCCGUUGAAGGCGCCACUGUCGAGGGCCGUGACGAGCCCUCGGGGUCGGGGUGCUAUAAAAGGUGACGCCGGAACGUGCGUCUGGGAGAUCCUUGCGCACUCGAAGACUGAGGCGCUACAGCUGGUCUCCGGCCCUUCACGCGGCAUGCUGCUAGACGAACGACGUUCGUCCAGUGUAUAGUGUACAACAUAAGCACCCCACUAACUACCGUUGAUACCAAUCAAGCCACUAAAGUUAUUGCAUAGUUAUUUAUCGUUUCUUUGAAGAGAUAAAGGAAACUGUUAACGGAAGCAUAGUUGUAAUAGUUAUAUUCUAAUUCUAUUCCUGCUAUUUGUCCCCAGCGGGAAGUAGUUCUAGUUAGUUAAUGUAGUUCUAUGAAAUAGUCAGGCUGUGACCGAAGUCCAUGUUCGUCUAUAUCAUCAAUCAGCAUAUAUUGCAAUCACCCAUAGACAGAGGUGUAGUUCAUCUAUCUUUCUCGAACCGCCCCACGAAGACAGCGACAAGAGAAAGAUUUCAGCCUGGUAUGUUUUCUUAGCAAUCGAAAUAAACCGAGUGCGAGGCAAGUACUUGUUAGGUUGCUAUAUAAUGUAGAAGUAUCGGCAAAGAGACCCCGAAAUCGAAACAGGGAACUAAGCAAAACGUUAAAGAAGAACACAGUCAACGGCAAGAAAAAAAAAAAAAGAAAUAAAUUAAGGUUAAUACAAAUGUACUGAGAUUGUCGUCAGUUAAUGAUUCGUCACCUAAUGUUGUGUGUGUUUCGUUGUUGAUAUAAUCUAUUACCACUGAUUUAACAACAACUAUUACUGCUGUGAAGAUGAACUUUUCGCGAAGUAAGCAUAAGAGUGUACAGAAGCCAAAGUGAGAAAUAGGAUUGUUGAUAUACGCUUUAUGUCGUGUGAUACGUCAGAUCAGUGUUGCGGAUCUGACACCUCGUCGCGGUCGAUCCGUGCUAGUCCUGAUGCGAAGUGUAUAGCGGCGGUAGGAAACAGCGACGUCGAAGAAGGAACCCAAGAAAAUUAAAGGAUUUGAGUCUGAAGAGAAUCAUUUGGUCAGCUUCUAGAACAAGUCCGUCUAGGGCGUGGCGAGAACGGAAGGGUCUUAGCCGAAGUUCCGAUCCGCUAAAACUCAGGCCCUCGACGGUGUUGUUGGGAGCAAGGAGUCUGAUUUGUCGAGUAUGGGCUCGAAGGAUGAAAACCCACCAGGUAGUUCCAUUAUUGCCGAUGCUGCUGAUGAGACCUGUGAGGGUCUUCACUUGCUCCUGACAAAUCAAUUCACCGCCGCGAUGGACAAAAUGCGGCCGAAGGCGCACGAGAGCAUCUACCACGCACUGGGUCAGUCGACUAUCAUGUUCAUGCAAGCUGUCCUUACCUUGGACAUGGCUGAUAUAAAGGCUGCCCAGGAAGCUAUUCGGCAAGGGGUUGAAGUAUGUCAGCGAUUUCGUAGGCGCUCUAGUGCUGUGUACCGCAUGCUCGUACGACCCGACUACAACAGUUAUACUGCGGAAGAGCUGCAUGCCGAACUUUGCUACGCUGAGUGCCUGCUCGAGAAUGCCGUAUUGACGUUCGUCGAGGACCAGUCGCUCGUGACGUUCAUUAAGGGAGGACUCAAGAUCCGUUCAUGUUACCAGUCAUAUAAGGAAUGUAUGCAAAUGCUGGCAACGCGAAGUUGGGAGGAUUCCCGUGAGAAACGGCACUUCGAGAGCGGCGUCCAUAUGGGAGUUGGAGCCUUCAAUCUGAUGAUUUCUCAGCUGCCAACACGUAUUCUGAAGCUGCUAGAGUUCAUCGGCUUCUCAGGGAAUAAGCAACUCGGACUACAAGAGCUCGAGAUCGGUUGCCGCCAAUGGGACACGUUGCGCGGUCCUCUUUGUAGUAUUGUCCUAAUUACCUACCAUACUUUCAUCCUUUUUAUCCUCGGACUUGGUGACGGCGAUCUCGACCUUUCUCAGGAAUUGGUGACCGGACUUUUAAAGAAGUACCCAAACGGCGUGCUAUCGAUGUUUUUCCAAGCCAGGCAAUACCAAGUUCGGGGAGACAUCGACAACGCGAUCCAAGAAUACAGGAAUGCAAUCGCCGCCCAAAACGAAUGGAUUCCUUUUCACUAUAUUUGCUAUUGGGAACAGCUGUGGUGCUUUACGUACAAGGGUGCGUGGGAUGACGCCAUUAGGACCGCGGACAUCCUGCUGGAUGGCUGUCGUUGGUCCAAGGCAUGCUAUCAGUACAUACGCGCCUGCUGUCUCUAUCAGAAGAUGAUCGAAGAAAAUCGACCAGAAUUGCUCGACGAAGUGGUAGCUAACAUGCGUGCCGUGCCCGCUCUUAAACAACGCAUUGCCGGCAAAUCAAUCCCGAUCGAGAAGUUUGUAUGCAAGAAAUCGGAGAAAUUUAUCGAGCAAGGAAACCGGCUUUUGUUACCUGCUAUCGAGUUGAUGUACACGUGGAACAGCUUCCCUAUGAUAGGCAAAAACGGACAACUUCUCCUCAGCAUUCUCGGAAAUAUCGAAGCUGAAUUGCCUCGUGUCAAACAGCUAAAAGAUACUGAGGAGAACUAUAUCGACGACUACUGUCUUGCGGUACUCCUGAAAGGUGUCUGUAUGCGUUAUAUGGGACACAAUCUGCAGGCCGAAGAGUGCUUCAAGGAGGUCCUUGAGUACGAAGCCCAGAUUAAGGACGAUACGUACCUGCCCCCGUUUGCUGCCGCUGAACUCGGCUACCUCUUCCUUAAGCAGAACCAGUUCGAAAAGUCUCGCGAGUACCUUGACAUGUCCCGAAGUCAAUAUCAUGACUAUCUGUUAGAGUCACUCGUGCACUUCCGUAUUCACUCGGCCAUCAAAUCAAUGAAGAGUUCCGGCUUUCUCUCAACACCAACGACACCAUCACCUAAUUCAUCUCCAUUUUCCUCGCCAGUUUCUACGCCCAUGCAUCCAGGAUCCGUGAUCGGGGACUUUCCCUACAUUUCGACCAGCCCAGGCGUUCCGGAGAAGUGUCCACUGGGGGCUAACAGCAUCAACAACAACACCAACGCCGUACAGACUGUCACCGAGUAGACGACAGAUGCGAGAGCAACUCGAAACUUCCAAAUCCACAGUAUCAAUGAGAGCAACUAUAAAUUAAGAAUUCGGUUCUGACACCGGAAGUAUAGACAUCAUUAUAAAAAGAGAAUUACAGGAGAGUACAGACACCUUGAGCGCAUGUGUCUAUAUCAGCCAACAGAACGGCUAUAUUCUAACAUGGUACUUAAGCGUUGGUCGGCUCGCCCAUACCGCCGAUCGGAGCACUAUAAGUGCUGUAAUCCGUAUGAUGGAUGGCGUAGAGAUCGGAUCUCGGUCUGAGAUCGAUUUGGUAUAUCUUUCGGCGGAUCGGAUGAGCAUAUCCGCGCCGGUAUGCGCUAACCUGAUAGCUACAGCGUCCUGACUUGUUGCCUUCUCGUCUACAGCAGGUAUAAAUCGCCGGUUGAGCAGGGGCAAUCUGUUGGUCAGUGCGCGCGGGCCUUGGGUGCUCUUAGUGUAUGUGAGUCCAACAUUUGUGAAUACGGUAGAGAUGAUUGCAGCGAACAAAUGACAAUAUACAGACGAGAAAAGCUAACCAUUAGUAUAAGCAACUACCACACGUUGAACGGGCGGCUUUCGUCAUUGGCAGGAAAGAGGUCAGAAGUCGCAGACAGGAUCUGAACGAAAUGUGUUAAACACUCGUUUCUAUAACAGAUUAACAAUAAUCGCGUUUCUCGCAACAGUUCAGACAACGCCGCCUGGUGGGGCGGAGGGGGAUACGCAGGGAUUUCAGAUGCGAUCGAAUGUUCCUCGAUCUUCCUUUCGAAGCAGUCGUGCACUGUUCUAAGUGAUAGCUAGAUAGAGAUAUCCGUGAGUCAGCCGCUCUCGGUGAGUGACACACUUUUCGUUGGACAAGAGCUCGCCUUCCUCUUUUGUUUACCAUUAGCGAAGUCGCCAGCUCCGACUGUGUUGGUAAUUUUCGGUCACCUGGGUAUGCACAACUAUAAGCUAUAGCAAAGAUAAUAAUACUGAUAGCCGAAGAAGUAGAGCAGACGACGAUGACACCAACAUAACCCGUCUUUUAUGGACAAAGUACACAUUAGGAAUUCAUCGCGUACAUCUUACAUUUUCCACAGGCUCAUUUACUUUAUCAGUAAACGAUUUAUAAGGAUUAGUAUGAUUGCUACCAUACAAAACGCUCAGUUGUUUGGUUCACGCUGGGUGUUAGGCGAAUUCUAUUGACAGAUAAUUUGUCGAGAGUGAAUAGCUUGCUGUUAGUAGGUUGCUCACGAAAUUCAGCCUUAUAAUCGAAGAUAAUAAAUAUAGUUUUCAUGAAGUGAUCAUCUGUACUGCGAAAACUUUUAAGAUUAAAGAACUUAGUAAAUAUCGAGAGGUCACCUCCCCGGCCGUCUAGUUUUUGUGUAGUCUAGACGCAACAGACACGUACACAAGAACACGCUGGCAGGAAUACAGCUCUCGGUAACAGAUGAGUAAACGAACCUAAUCGCAUUGAAAAUCUGCUCGCACGCAGCCGCUGGGUCUAGAAAUGUCGUACCGUUUUCCGUAAUCUGUGCGAAACGUCUAUAUCCUUAUCGGUUACAAACACACAAUGCCUAUGUUCAAGUUAUGACACUUGCGGCACUCAAAAACCGAUAGGUAAAAAAAUCACGUGAAAACAACUAUUACCAAAUAUCGACUGAAUCCAAUAUUGACCGUGUCGUACUUUCGUAUAUAUAUAUAAAUAUAAAAAAGAAACACAUACAGUACUAAUCGUAGAUGAGCAUGCAUUUAUCAUUGCUAUAUUUAAUGUUAUCGAGAUUAUUAUGCUAUGACUGAAGUAACCGUCAUUCGACGAUACUUCAACAUUGACAAAGGUCAAUAUAUAAUGUAUAGUUGCUUAGCACAGUUCGAUAUUAUAUUAUAUAGAAGCGAAUAAAGACUGAGUAACGAUAUAUGGGUGAUAGUUCUUAUGCGAUUCAACGGUAGAUAUAACUGUAGUGCUCGAAGGUGACAGUAGAGCCUAAUGCUGAUAGCGAAUCAGUGGUCAAAAAUCAAUUCAUAUGCUACCGAGGUGCCUUCUCUUAGCGGAUACUAUUGAUAGCGUUGAUUAUUAUUAGUAAUGGUAAUAUUGAAAAGAACUGUUCGUGUACGCCAGGGAGUCGUUGUCUUCCUGCGGAAGCAACGCACGCAAUAGCUCACCCUAGAGGCUGCUAACACAAUUAAGUGCAACAACAAUUUCUUCGCAGUUACACGAGAUAACAUAUGCAUACUUGUAGAGAUAGAGAGACAUAUACUCCAAAA